This is a messenger RNA of Lachnellula hyalina, 1131 nucleotides long. It is a transcript of the gene pda-1, whose product is annotated as Porphobilinogen deaminase. Bases 1 to 1131 code for a protein of 376 amino acids. Gene Ontology annotation, cellular component: cytoplasm. Gene Ontology annotation, molecular function: hydroxymethylbilane synthase activity. The record is from RefSeq and is a predicted model, not a curated record. The transcript has a single exon. Gene Ontology annotation, biological process: heme biosynthetic process. NCBI's taxonomy places the organism in Eukaryota, Fungi, Ascomycota, Leotiomycetes, Helotiales, Lachnaceae.
AUGGCUACCCACGAGCAACUCCAGUCAACGUCCUCGCGACCAAUCCUCGAUCCCACCGUCCCCUUUAAAGAAGGGUCCUCCAAAGAAGCGGCGCCCGCAUCAGCACUGAAGAGAAAGUCCGACGCAGCAGGCAUCACCAGCACAAAAAUGCACAUUGGCACACGCAGAUCUGCCCUAGCAGUCGUGCAGGCGGAACUGGUCCUCGCGGCGCUGAAGAAGGCGCACCCGGAAAUCGAAUACGAGAUCCAUGCCAUGGCCACCAUGGGUGAUAAGAAUCAAGUGACGGCGCUGCAUGAAUUCGGCGCGAAGAGUCUGUGGACACAUGAGCUGGAGGCGCAGUUGCUGGACGGGACGCUGGACAUUAUCGUGCAUUGCUUGAAGGAUAUGCCGACGCAGUUGCCGCCCAAAUGUAUUAUUGGGUGUAUUACGGAGAGAGAGGAUCCUAGGGAUGCGGUUGUCAUGAAGCAGGGACUGGCGUUUAAGACGCUGGCGGACUUGCCGGACGGCGCGGUGGUCGGCACGAGCAGUGUGAGGCGAAGUGCGCAGGUCAAGGCGAAAUACCCUGCGUUGAAGUUCAAGGAUGUCAGAGGCAAUGUUGGGACGCGGUUGGGCAAGCUUGAUGCGGAGGAUGGAGAGUACUCGUGUCUGAUAUUGGCGGCUGCUGGGCUUCUACGAAUGGAUCUCGGGGCUCGGAUCACCCAGUAUCUAGACUCGAAGACGCCGGGCGGAGGCAUGUUAUAUGCUGUUGGCCAAGGAACACUCGCCAUUGAGGUUCGGGAGGGGGAUUACAAGACCAUUGAGAUAUUAUCCAGCUUGGUUCACCAGGACUCGACCUUGUCAGGGCUUGCAGAGCGGAGUUUGAUGCGGACGUUGGAAGGAGGGUGCAGUGUACCGAUUGGGGUCGAGACAACGUGGAUCGAGAAGGGAAAGCUACUGAUGAAAGCAAUUGUAGUCAGUCUUGACGGAACGCAAGUUGUAGAAUCCCAACUAUUAGAUGAGGUGUUGAACGAGAAAGACGCAGAUGAGUUUGGUUGGAAGCUGUCUCAAGACUUGGUGGAGAAGGGAGCAGCGAAGAUCUUGGAAGAUAUUAACCUAAACCGGCCGGUUAUUAAAGAAGGAGGUGGCGCCUAA